This is a messenger RNA of Amyelois transitella, 6975 nucleotides long. RefSeq names its product nuclear pore membrane glycoprotein 210 (gene Gp210). Lineage: Eukaryota; Metazoa; Arthropoda; Insecta; Lepidoptera; Pyralidae. Gene Ontology annotation, cellular component: nuclear pore. The record is from RefSeq and is a predicted model, not a curated record. Bases 121 to 5247 code for a protein of 1708 amino acids. The transcript is spliced from 29 exons.
AGCGCCGCGCCGCUUUGUUUAGAUAUCUGAUAGAGGUUAUGUGCUUGCUAACCGAACCAAAAUUUUUUGUUUAAAAAAUUGUUAUUAGUAAUAAUGUGCAAAUUGUAAUUGCUAGUUAACAUGGAAAAUAUAAGAAAGACCAUAACUUUUAUAUCACUUCUUUGCAUUUUUACUAACUGUUGUCAGUGUGCCAAAAUAAACACGCCAAGAGUACUUCUACCAUGGUUUGAGAAAAUAAAUGUUAAUUUUACUUUUGAAAUCAUAGAAGGUGGCUGCUAUUCAUGGAGUCUGUCUCGUGAUGACAUCAUAGACCUCGAGCCUCUUUACGAAGAUACCUGGGGUCAUUGCUCGCAUGCUGCACGAGUAUCAGUAUCUAAAUCAUGCAUUCCACCGGGGUCUGUCAUCAUCUUGGCAGAGGAAGUUAACACAGGCGAAAUAUUGAGAGGAGAUGUCAAUGUUGACAAAAUAAGUUCUCUCAAGGUGAUGAGUACAACCUGGAAGCUUUAUCUGGAAGAGGCUCCUGAGGCCUUUGAAGUAUUUGCUUAUGAUGAAUCGGGAAACAAGUUUUCAACUCUUGAAGGAUUGAGCUUUAAAUGGUCUAUCGAAAAUAUUGGCAGCACUGUUGGGGAAGACAACUUAGUCACGUUAGUUCGUUGGCGGGACACGGACUAUGAAGCGCCGCCAGGCAUCACAGAAUUAGAGGCUGUUGGCCUUCGUUCUUACUCUGUCCUGCUGUACGGCCAAGCCAUGGGCGAAUGUCUCGUCACCGUCUGUCUUGACAAUAUCUGUACGGACUUCAGAUUGCAUGUAGUGGCCAGUGUUGUGCUCACUCCAGCUACUGCUAUUGUGACGCCGGGUGACACUUUGAGAUACAAGGUUGUAAGAGCACGUGCGGGUCGACUCACAAUACAGGAUAUUUCAGAGACACUUUAUUAUCUGACAGUGCCUGACACAAGCAUAGCCCGACUAGAAGAUAGCAUCAGUUUGGUCCGAGCUAACGAAAUAGGUGCCACAACUGUAUACCUCUUAUCCGGUUCAACAGAAGUAGCUACAGCUACUUUGACUGUAGCGGAAUCACACAGCAUAAAAGUGACCGUAAGACCAUCCAAAAUGGUCAUUAGUGGAGAACCAUUUAUUAUCCACUGCAUACUUCUUGAUGAAUACGGCCAUGCAAUCACGGCCGGAGAGGAAGUUUCGAUCAAACUGAAUGUUGAUGGUGAAGCAAAUGUAGAGCUAUUGAAAUCUACUCAAAACGGUACAAUAACGGAUGCGGUUGCCCAAAACGCUGGGCAGUUUACGGUGAAAGCAGUUCUUCAUUCGGUUGCUGGGAAAUUGUUGAUGCGAAAGGUUGAAGGUCAGGCGAUAGCUACAGCCAUAGAUCCCUUGGAGAUUGUACCACCUGAAGUUUUCGUCGCUUGGACUGACACAAUACAAGAAGUGCAGUUACGCCACCAUGGAGGUGGAGACGAGCCCGUGGUGUGGUCAGAAGUGGAGACUACCACUGAUGGAGAUCUCUCUCUGACUGACUCGGGCAAAGUAAGGGUCCGAGGUCUGGGCGAGAUGUCAGUGAGAGUGCAAUUGAAGAAUUACCCACAUGUGCGGGCUGUUGGAAAAGUGUACUCGACUGUUCCUGAACUAUUGCGAGUGUCAAGUACCGGGCACGCUCGCGUGGGUCGCCCGCACCACUUGCACGUCGCCCUCACUGCCACCCACCCCGCCACUGGACAGCUACAUAACUACAAUGUAUGUAACUGCGAGUCUUUCGCCGUGACGCUGCUUGAAGGACCCGAGCCUCAUAACGUGACGGCAGCUCCUUGGAUACAACCAGAAGAGGGUGCGUGCUGCGUGCUGGAAUGCGUGUGGGCGUCGCGCGGCGUGUCCGCGCUGCGCGUGUCGCGCGGGCGCGCGGGCGACACGGCGCGCGUGGCGCUGCGGGCCGCGCCGCGCGUGCUGUGGCCCGCGCGCGCCGCCGCCGUGCUGGGCGCCACGCUGCCGGUGAUAGCAGAAGGCGAGUCCUUAUCGGCACACUCGUCCGAAACUAGAAUAGCUGAGAUUUCCAGUCGACGCGGGGUAGCGCCUAGCAAAUAUCCUGAUGCACAGUUGUUUACCUUCUCAUGUCGAAGGAAAGGCGAAGCCCGGCUAGCUGUGGUCUCUCAAACGGAAGGCGAGCAAGAGUCAGUAGAGCUGGAGGCGGCGUGCGCUCCACACGUGUCUCGCGUGCGGCUCGAGCCUCCCGACACGCCCGGGAACUGCUCGGGAGCCAGAGUUUGGCUUCGACCCGGAAAUGAAGUACCACUGAAAGUGACCCUAUUCGACGCGGUAGGCAGAGAGCUGUUAGACGAAACCGGGCCACGAGUGACAUGGGAGACUGAACCUUAUCACGUGGGAAUAGAGUACAAGUCUACCGACAGACUCUUUGUGGAAACGCAUCCUGAAUUCGAUCCAGUACCCGUACCAUAUAAAUAUUACCAGAUUGUAAUGGCCGACGAGCAGGCUGUAGGUUGGAGCGGCAUCCUCCGAGCGAACAUUCCAGAAACCACCGCCAGCAUACAAGCGCGCGUUGUUGCGCCACUCAAAUGUGACCCGCUAAAGGUGAACAUGGCAUGGGAGGGCGAGACCGUUGGCAACAUUGCUCGCAUAUCUGGCGGUAGCGGGAAAUACGCUAUAGAAGCCCCUAAAGGGGUCUCAGGGAAUGUAGACGGAGCCCUACUUACUUUAGCUGUGCCGGGCCCGGGGUCCUAUGACUUAGUAGUGACGGACUUGUGUGUGAUGGGCGAGAAGCAACUUGUCGAGGUUGCUAUAGAAGAGGUCAUAACAGUCGACGUGACCGGACCUCGUGCUAUCGGCGUUGGUUCCUGCAUGGAUAUCAGUGCAAUCGCUCGCGGGGCCACCAACAGAGCCCUGGGCUCGGCCCGGGGCCCCCAGUGGAGGACCACAGGGCCUGUGAUUGUGAAGGAUGAGAAAUUGUGCGGGCUCGAUGAAGGAAUAGCGACGGUUAGAGCGGCGAUCGCUGGCGUUUGGAGUUCGGAACUUGAGGUGGUAGUUUUCCCUCCCCUGGAAGUGGUUCCCCGCGAAUCCCGGGUGCCUCUCGGCGGACGUCUCCAACUUCGACACCGCGGAGGACCGCCGCCGCACCUCGCCAACAUUCUCUACCACACUGUUGGUACUCAGAGCUAUGUCGAGGUGUCGCCUACCGGUUCCGUCCAGGGGCUUUCGAAAGGCGUCGCGAAGAUCAAAUUGGUCGCUACAGACAUCGCCAACGUGGAGAUGGCUUCGGCUGAUGCUGAAGUGGAGGUGGUGCCGAUAUCCGGCGUUCGGGUCCAAGCGGCCACGCAGAGCCUGGUGGUGGGCGCGCCGGGCCCGGUGUGGGUGGCGGCGCGCGCGGCGCUGGGCCCGGGCGCGCUGUGGGCGCUGCAGCCGCCGCCGCGCGUGCUGUGGACGCUGCGCCCGCCCGCCGCCGCGCGCCUCUACGCCACGCACAGCGACGAUAUGCUCGAGAGACAGGCCGCUGAAGGUUUGUCGGUGCGAGUGGUACCUCUGAAGCCCGGUGUUAUUACGAUAGAUGUCAGAGUCAGGAAUGUGGGACAGCUAUCCGACACCCUCUCCUGGGACGGUACUAUCGAAAUACUCGGCAUAGCCGACAUUCGCACAUCAGUUGAUGGAGUCGGCGAAAUAUCAUCUGGCCAACGUUUGGCCGUCGCCGUGGGAGCGACGGUCAAAUUGAAGAGUACACCGACAUCAAGUUACAGGGCAUUACAAGAUGGCGCCUUUGAAGUCACGCCCGAUGGAGAAUUGAGAGGAAUAAGACCCGGGCAUGGAGUGGUUGUUGUUAGUCAUAAGGAUGAGAGGAAUAAUAUCUAUAGGGAGAAUGCGAUCCAUGUAGAAGUGGCGACUCCCCACUACUGCACAGCGGAGCCAGCAGACGAGGAAGGCUCAGUUCGCGUGGCUCUCCGCUCCAAUAUCGGCAGACAUUUACUCGGACCGCAAGCCAAUGUCACCAUAUCCUCACUCACUUACAGUGGUACUCGAAGUGUAAACGGAAACGAAUUGAUGAUAUCGGACCUGGAGCCCGCCGGUGCUUUCAUGAGUUUCGAAGCUUCCAUCGGCGGCGUUACAGUCCGUGACGACGUGUGGGUCACUGGCCCAGAUUCCCGCACUGAUAGAAUAUUCGCGACCGGCGGCUGGGGUAUUUGCCUGGACGGCGUGGGCUGGCGGGCGGACAGCGGCGUGCGGCUGCACGCGGGCGGCGGCGCCACGCUGGCCGUGCUGUGGCGCGCCGCCCGCGCCCGCCACGCGCUGCGCCGCGAGCGCCCGCCCGCCGCGCUCAGCGUGCAGCAGCUGUGUGUGCACAAGAUGGAAUUCGCGCCAGGUGAAUGGCCAUCGGCCAUGGUGCCUCUCAAGAUAGAAGCGGUUGGUUUAACAUCAGGACCUUUAUUGUGUACCGAAGACCAGAAGUAUGCAUUGGAGGGCAUUCAAGUGGAACUGCCGUUUAUUUGCAGAACCAAAACACCGCAUACGGCUAAAGCUGUCUUGGAUAUCAUGAAGGGUGAACUCGGUUGUUCUAUAAUUCCCGCCUACACGAUAACAGAAGCUUCCGAAGUGGAAUUGUGCGCGGAGUGGGAAGCGGCGCGAACUUGCACCAAAGUUAUGUUGCUGCCUCCGAUCAAAACCUCUCAUAGGACUGUGUCGUUGUUGAAUCCACCCGCUUCUUUCACUGUCACAGGUCACCCCCAUGCCCUAAGACUGGUCAAACUAACCGCUUCACCAGGCGUCAAGAUCGAAACGCGAACAAAAGACGGAGAGAUUGAAGUUCUAGUCAAGAAUGAAGCGUCGACCUGCGGCCUAGGGUUCAUAGACGUUAAAUCUAGACUCACAGCUCAAGAAAUAAGGAUAGACGUCGAAAGAGAAUGCGACGUGGCAUGUGGGACUUUGCUUGGGGCUCUAAUAUCAAUUUUGAGGCCAUAUUUGACAACAUUAGUGACGGUCUUGGCUGUUGCGGUGGCGUUUUUGUACAUUCAAUCCCGCAUCCAGCAGAAAGGCCAGAUCCGCAUGCCGGUGGAGCGUCCCCAAACAUCCGUAUCAUCAGGGCCGGGCUCCCCGCCUCUGUCGCGGACGCGCACGUGGUCUCGCAGCCCGUACGCGAGUCGAGGCCCGACGGCCCCCGUGUAUGGCGAUGCCAGUGUACUGCCAGAUCAAAGCUUCUCGCCAAACUCAACAAGCAUGCAUUCAACUUUGUUUGGAUUAUAGUGCUAGACGUGAAGUGUUUUAAAUUGGUCGGAUUUUAGUGUUUUGAAUUGACUGUUUAAUGUUUUCAAUGGUGGUUUCAUCAAAGUGAUAGAUAAAGGUUUUGGGUGGUAGUGGUAUUAAAAUUGCAUAGCAUUCAAUGCCUGCAUGUUUGGCAAAAUUUAAUUGUGUAAAAGUGGUUGUUAAAGCUUUUUGAGUGUUCUAACCAAAAUUUAAAGGGUUGCCAAAAGAAAGUUGUUAUUAAUAGGUUGAGUGUUAGGGGAUGAGUGUUAGAAAGAUGACUUUCAGAGGAUUUGGAAGCAGGAAGUUGUGUAUAUUGUAAAUGUAUGAAAUAAUGAUGCUCAGUGAUAUUAAAGAUCUUGUAUCCAUAGACAAUGAUCUUAGAAAGUCGUACUUAUUGAAUAUUGCAUCAGGAUAAAUCCUAACGGUCUUAGGUCAAUAGAAUAAACCAAAAAGUUUCUUACUUCAUAACUUUGUCUAUAGUUCACCAUUGUGUAGUAUGUAAUAUCACUUUUUUUUGUUAAAAUAUAUACAAUACAUGAUCAUUGCAAGAAAUUUUAAUUUAUAUAUAUAUUUUUUCUAACAGACUGAAUAACUAGAACUUUUUUAAAUAAUGGAUUAAGCCAUCUUAAUCCAUUGCAACCUGCUGAGGAUGAAUAAGGAAACCACCAUAUGUUUUAAAAAAAAUAUACAUAUGGUGGUUUUUAAAACUAUUUGAGUGUAUUUUUUUCACAAUGUUGCUGGAUGGAAAAAAUAUUAUUUCAUUUAAAUAAAUUUAUACCAAGCUCCGUAAGGACGGAAUAUUUCAGUAUUGACAUCUUUUAUAGGUAAAUAUCUACCUCAACUAUCAAUCAAUUAGUAUGUAUGUAUCUUAUUUUUUAUACUAAACAGGCCAACAAGAUGCCUAAUUUACUUCAUAGAAAAGAUGCAGAAUCCUCUUUAGCAUUUGUACUCAACAAUGAAUUGCAUAGAAAGGACUUGAUAAACUAUCAGCUUGCUAGUCAGUUGUUAUGGGUUUGACGGUUUUUUUUGAAGCAAAAGGUUUUAUUGGUUUGACGGUUUUUUUUGAAGCAAAAGGUUAGAAUAAUUCAUAUAUCCAAAAUCAUAAUGUUAUAGUUCAAAAAUCUCCUGAUCACCAAAGAUACUCAGAGUACAGACAUGUGAGUCUGUGGUUAAGAUAUGCGAAGGAGGUUGAAUAAUUUGUGAAGAUAAUUUUGUUAUGAUCUUUUUAAAAAAGUUAAUACUCUGCACUUAUUAUCAUAAGUUUGUGUUUUAUGAAAUUCAGUCAUAUUUUCUAGUGUACCUACGUGACUUAAGAUUUUCUUUGUUUCUUUUUUAAUUGUUUCAUUUACAUUGGGCAGGGAAAUCCCAAAUUAUUUAUAAUUUGAAAAAAUUACUAGCUGCCCAAGUCAAUUAUAGACCAAUCUAUACAAAUAUAAUUUAAAGAGGUAAAUUCUGUAACUAAACAAAAGUUGUUUGUUUGUAUGGGCUUAUUAUCGAAAAUAAUCAUGCAAAUUCAAAAACAUUUGAUUUUAUAAGAUUUUAAUUUUGAAGAAGAGCACACCGUCCCUUUAGCUGGAUGAUCUUUGUAAUUGUCUUGUAAAUAUUUUACAUUAUCAAGUCUGAUUUGUUGUUUUAUUAGAUAAAUGUUAAAGAAUGUGAUUUACCAUGUGUAGUAUGUAUACCUACGUAAGUAGUGUUGGGUGUCAAAAAUAAAAUUAUUUUUGAACA